CACGGACAAAAGCUUCUUCUCUCUUCUUUGUCUGAUCUUGACAAAGUUUUACACCUACAUCAAGUUGAUGAAUCGGUCAUGUUUGAUUCUUCUUCUGCUUCUUCUUCAUUAGGACAAAAAAGAUGUUGCAGAGAGCAGCGAGCAAUGCGUAUUCGUGGUGGUGGGCCAGCCACAUACGUACAAAGCAAUCCAAAUGGCUCGAACACAAUCUUCAAGAUAUGGAAGAAAAGGUAGAAUAUACUCUUAAGAUCAUAGAUGAAGAUGGAGACACUUUUGCCAAAAGAGCUGAGAUGUAUUACCGUAAAAGGCCAGAGAUUGUUAAUUUCGUGGAGGAAGCUUUUAGAUCGUACCGAGCAUUAGCUGAACGUUAUGAUCAUUUAUCUAGAGAGCUUCAAAGCGCAAACCGCACAAUCGCCACAGCUUUCCCUGAACAUGUUCAGUUUCCCAUGGAAGAUGAUAGCGAUGAUAACGAAGAUUACGAAGGGAAUCUGCGGAGACCGCCUAAGCAUCUUCAUCUUAUUCCCAAAGGAAGCAACAUACCUGAAGUCCCGGAUAUUCCAAUGAAGAAAGAUUUCAGGAGUCAGUCUAUGAUGUUAUCUAGAAAAGGACCAGCUGGUCUGAGGACAGUAUCUUCUGCACUUGCUAAGCGGGAAGCGGCGAUUGUGAGUUCAGGAUUGAGUAAAGAAGAGGGCUUGGAGGAGAUUGAUAAGCUUCAGAAGGGGAUUUUGGCAUUGCAGACUGAGAAAGAGUUUGUGAGGAGCUCAUAUGAGCAGUCUUAUGAGAGGUAUUGGGAUUUGGAAAAGGAAGUGACAGAGAUGCAGAAGAGGGUUUGUAACUUACAAGAUGAGUUUGGUCUUGGUGCUGCGAUUGCUGAUAGUGAUGCUAGGACCUUGAUGGCGAGCACCGCCUUGAGCUCUUGUAAGGACACACUUGACACACUUGCUAAGCUAGAGGAGAGACAGAAGCAAUCUGUUGAAGAAGCAGAAAUUGAGAAGGGAAGGAUCAAGACUGCUAAAGAAAGGUUCGAUGCAUUGAGGAACAAAUUUGAGAAAUCAGAAAGCGAUGAUCAUGAUGAGGUUAUUACAACAGACAUAGAAGAAGGUGCUGUGGUUCAAGAAUCGAGCUAUGAAUCUGAGAGAGAAGAAUCAAACGAGAAUUUUACUGUUGUGAAACUUGCAGAGAAGAUUGAUGAUCUUGUGCAUAGGGUUGUUUCAUUGGAGACCAAUGCCUUGUCUCAUACUGCAUUGGUGAAGACAUUACGAUCAGAGACAGAUGAGUUACAUGAACAUAUCCGUGGUCUAGAGGAGGACAAGGCGGCUCUUGUUUCAGAGUCCACGGAAAUGAAACAAAGGAUAACAGUGCUUGAAGAGGAGCUGAGAAAUGUUAGAAAACUAUUCCAAAAAGUGGAAGAUCAAAACAAGAAUCUACAGAACCAGUUCAAGGUAGCCAAUAGGACCGCUGAAGAUUUAUCUGGCAAGUUACAAGAUGUGAAGAUGGAUGAAGAUGUCGAAGGAGCUGGAAUUUUCCAGGAACUGCCAGUUGUAUCAGGAUCAGAAGAUUCUCGCGAUGAUCUGAAGUCAAUCUUAACAGAGACUGGAGAACUGCCAGUUGUUUCAGGAUCAGAAGAUUCUCGCGAUGAUUUGAAGUCAAUCUUAACAGAGACUGGAGUGAGGAGUAGUUUGGAGGGAAGGAAGAAAGAUGCAGUCAGAGAGAGUGAAGAAGACGGUGGUGGAAGAUCUCAAGAAGAGAAAUCAGAGAUGAAAGAUUCUUUUGCUUUAUCAGAAACCGCAAGCACUUGUUUCGGAACAGAAGCAGAAGAUCUGGUGACGGAAGACGAGGAUGACGAGACGCCAAACUGGAGGCAGUUGUUACCAGAUGGCAUGGAGGAUAGAGAGAAGGCUCUGUUAGAUGAGUACACAUCAGUGCUAAGGGAUUAUAGAGAAGUAAAGCGAAAGUUAGGUGACGUUGAGAAGAAGAACCGGGAAGGAUUCUUUGAGCUAGCAUUACAGUUGAGAGAACUCAAGAAUGCUGUUGUGUACAAAGACGUAGAGAUUGAGUCAUUACGCCAAAAACUCAACUCGCCAGGGAAAGAUUCACCACAUCAAGUAGAAGGGAAUAACCAGUUGGAACAUGAUCAAGUACAGCACGAAAGUGUGAGCAUCUCCCCAACUUCUAACUUUUCGGUUUCCACUACGCCGCAUCAUCAAGGAGGAGAUGUGAAGAGAACACCUGGAAGAACAAAGCCUAAUGAGGUUAGAGUGAAAUUUGCAGAUGUUGAUGACAGCCCGAGAACAAGAAUAUCAACUGUUGAAGACAAAGUACGUGCAGAUAUUGACGCAGUGUUGGAAGAGAAUCUCGAGUUCUGGUUAAGAUUCAGCACAUCAGUACAUCAGAUACAGAAGUACCAGACAACAGUUCAAGAUCUGAAAUCAGAGCUAUCGAAACUGAGAAUCGAAAACAAGCAACAGCUGGAAUCUCCAAGAAGUAGUAGUAAUACUGCAGGUGCAUCAGACGCAAAGCCUAUCUAUAGACACCUAAGAGAGAUUCGAACAGAGCUACAGUUAUGGCUAGAGAACAGCGCAGUUCUUAAAGAUGAACUCCAGGGAAGGUAUGUAUCGUUAGCUAAUAUUCAAGAAGAGAUCGCAAGAGUCACUUCUCAAUCGGGUGGCAGUAAAGUCAGUGAUUCAGAGAUUAGUGGUUAUCAAGCUGCAAAGUUCCAUGGAGAGAUACUCAACAUGAAACAGGAGAACAAAAGGGUCUCGACUGAACUUCAAUCGGGUCUUGAUCGUGUAAGAGCGUUGAAAACUGAAGUGGAGAGAAUUUUGAGUAAACUGGAAGAGAAUCUUGGGAUAUCAAGUGCAACAGAAGAUAGAACAACUCCGAGCAAGAGCUCGUCGAGUGGAAGACCAAGGAUUCCAUUACGGUCAUUCUUGUUUGGUGUCAAGUUAAAGAAGAAUAGACAACAGAAGCAAUCUUCAUCAUCCCUCUUCUCUUGUGUCAGUCCAUCUCCAGGUCUGCAUAAGCAGUCUAGUUACAGUAGGCCACCUGGAAAGCUCCCAGAAUAA
Messenger RNA from Camelina sativa (false flax), 3065 nucleotides. NCBI's taxonomy places the organism in Eukaryota, Viridiplantae, Streptophyta, Magnoliopsida, Brassicales, Brassicaceae. The record is from RefSeq and is a predicted model, not a curated record.